AUGCUGUCCAAGGGACUCGUCAGCCCUGAUAUCUUUGCUGUUGUGCAAAAAAAAGGGAAGAAAAGAGCGACGAGGAAAAUUCACAAGAAACGUUUCACAAACCAUGAUGUUCGUUCCUCAAUCUUCAUAAAAUUAAUUGGAGUUUCUUACUCGUUGUGGAGCGUUUUAUGCCGCAUAAAACAACAAAAAAGAUCAGAAGAAUCAGAAAACUGGUUUUGGUGCCUUUUGCUUUUAUUUAUUACAACUAAAGUGGCACACAAGAAACCUCAUCACUGA
Messenger RNA from Clunio marinus, 276 nucleotides. The record is from the annotation of a GenBank genome assembly. NCBI's taxonomy places the organism in Eukaryota, Metazoa, Arthropoda, Insecta, Diptera, Chironomidae.